Messenger RNA from Galeopterus variegatus (Sunda flying lemur), 1450 nucleotides. RefSeq names its product family with sequence similarity 175, member A (gene ABRAXAS1). The record is from RefSeq and is a predicted model, not a curated record. Gene Ontology annotation, biological process: mitotic spindle assembly; attachment of spindle microtubules to kinetochore; protein K63-linked deubiquitination. Gene Ontology annotation, cellular component: nucleus. Gene Ontology annotation, molecular function: microtubule binding; polyubiquitin modification-dependent protein binding. Lineage: Eukaryota; Metazoa; Chordata; Mammalia; Dermoptera; Cynocephalidae. The coding region runs from base 1 to 1230 and encodes 409 amino acids. The transcript is spliced from 9 exons.
AUGGAGGGCGAGAGUACGUCGGCGGUACUCUCGGGCUUUGUGCUCGGCGCGCUCUCCUUCCAGCACCUCAACACGGACUCGGACAUGGAAGGUUUUCUCCUUGGGGAAAUGAAAGGUGAAGCCAAGAAUAGCAUUACUGAUUCCCAAAUGGAUGAUGUUGAAGUUGUUUAUACAAUUGACAUUCAGAAAUACAUUCCAUGCUAUCAGCUUUUUAGCUUUUAUAAUUCUUCAGGUGAAGUGAAUGAACAAGCACUGAAGAAAAUAUUAUCAAGUGUCAAAAAGAGUGUAGUAGGUUGGUAUAAAUUCCGUCGUCAUUCAGAUCAGAUCAUGACGUUUCGAGAGAGACUGCUUCACAAAAACUUACAGGAGCAUCUUUCAAACCAAGAACUUGUUUUUCUGCUAUUAACACCAAGUAUAAUAACAGAAAUCUGCUCUACUCAUCGGCUGGAACAUGCCUUAUAUAAACCUCAAAAAGGACUUUUUCAUAGGAUACCUUUAGUGGUUGCCAACCUGGGCAUGUCUGAACAACUGGGUUAUAAAACUGUAUCAGGUUCCUGUACAUCCACUGGUUUUAGACGAGCAGUAAAAAAACACAGCUCUGAAUUUUUUAAAGAAGAUGGAUCUUUAAAGGAGGUACAUAAGGUAAAUGAAAUGUAUGCUUCAUUACAAGAGGAAUUAAAGAGUGUAUGCAAAAAAGUGGAACAGAGUGAGCGAGCAGUAGAGAAACUACUAACAGAUGUAAAGAGAUUAAAACAAGAAAUUAAAAAAAGGAAAGGAGCACAGAUCCAAGCAGAACGAGAGAAGAAUGUCCAAAAAGACCCUCAGGAGAACAUUUUUCUUUGUCAAGCAUUACGGACUUUUUUUCCGGACUGUGAAUUUCUUCAUUCGUGUGUUAUCUCUUUGAAAAAUAGGCAUAUUUCUAAAAGUAGCUGUAACACCAACCACCAUCUUGAUGGGGUAGACAACCUGACCUUAAUGGUUGAAUACACAGAUGUUCCCGAAGUGAGUCCAUCUAGUACACUACAGAUGAUGAAGCGUAAAGCUUUAGAUGCAGAUGAUGAAUGGCAAUGCAAGAAAUCACGGCUGCUAGACCUACAAAACAAACCAUCUAAAAUAGGUAGUGGUUGUUGUAACCAGGACAAAGCAUCCACAGCAAGCAGCCCAGAAACAGAUGAAGAGAUUGAGAAAAUGAAGGGUUCUGGUGAAUAUCCACAGUCUCCCACAUUUUGAUCCUUUUAACCAAAAAAGACAUUUUUUAUUUGGCUGAAGGAUAAAACUAAAUAUUUCUAUUUUUACUGUGUUCAGCUACUUGAAGUAAUACAUAGAAAAGUUCAUUUGUUUUUACUAUAUUCAGCUAUUCGUAGUGAUACGUACAUAAGAUUAUUUGUUUCCACUGUUCACCUGUUUGCAAGUUCUAAUGCAUUUAUUUUAUAAAGUACUUUUAAGAUAU